Messenger RNA from Dimorphilus gyrociliatus, 2006 nucleotides. The record is from the annotation of a GenBank genome assembly. Lineage: Eukaryota; Metazoa; Annelida; Polychaeta; Dinophilidae.
CAAAAACAAAAUUUGUUCCAAAGAGGGUAUCCAUAUUUACCUACUUGAAUUUUUAUAUAUAAAAUCAGAAAAUCAUAAUGCUUCAUGAACUUUUAUUUGCUCUGAAUGGAAAAAUUGGAGGUGUUUUUGUUCAGAACGAAAAAAAAGAAGUUAAAAUAAUUAAAGAUCUCCCGUUUUUACAACCAUCUGAAGCAGUGUUGGCAGAUAGACUAUGCCAAUUGGCAACAUAUUAUAUUAAAUUUUUAAAUCUCAUUAAAACAAGAACAUCUCUGGUCGACAAUGAAGAAAAUACCGGCAUCUAUAUAAGAUCAUUUUAUGCUUCUUUGGAUAAAAUUCUGCAACCUUAUCGAGAUGCAUUAGUUAUUUUAGAAGAAAAAUUAUAUAAGGAUCCUCACAUAUCUGCAGCAGCAUUUCAAGCAGAACUUGAAGACUACCAACUGAUCUUUCCAGCCCUCAGCAAUGUAAUAGAUCAAAUCGAAGAACAAAAUGAAAGAGGAUGUCAAAUUCUCUCUGUCUUAUCCAGCGCCGCAAAUAUAGGUUCCCCAACUAUAAGACGAUAUAUGAUACAGAUGCUUCAAAUCUGCCAUUGCGUCUUCUAUCGACAAUUGGCAGCAUGGUUGUUACAUGGUCUCCUAAUUGAUCCUUACAAUGAAUUUUUCAUUCAAAAACGUCAAGAAAAUGAAGACGAAGAGAAAGAUGAAGAAGAAGAGCCAGAAUUUGAAGAAAGAAUUGUUAUUCGAGGAAUAUCCGGCACUGAGCUAAAGAAAAUCUUACAUACUGCUUUUUCUCAUAACGAAGAAAUGAUAAGAAAGAAAGAGUAUGGUUUGCAUAUGAACAUGCUACCAAUAUAUAUUCCGAAGAGAGUAGCGGAAAAAGUAUUAUUUGUUGGAGAAAGUAUUCAAAUGUUUGAACAAGAUAGGAGUCUCAGCGAUCUUCCCGAAUUAAGAAAUAUUCUUGAGGAUAAAGAAGAGAACUUUACAAAACUAUUAAACAGUCUUGCCGAAGAAGAGGAGUUCAAUUUAAGGAAAUUUGAAGGUUUCGUUAAUGAAGUUAGAACCUAUGUAGCAGAACACUUAUGGAAAUUAAUUGUUCAAAAAUCUAAUCUCAUAGGGAGACUGCGAAGGAUUAAAGAAUUUUAUUUAUUCGGUAGAGGAGAAUUAUUCUUAACUUUUAUUCAUGAGAAUUUCAAUGCGUUUUCAUCUCCUCCAACUGGAAGUUCUAAACAUGACGUCAAUCUAGCUUUACAACAAGCAACAAGAAGUGUCCUUCUAGACGAUGAUCAGUUAGAAAAGUUCCGUUUGACAAUCGAUCAGCAAAAGACGAAUUAUGCAAGCGAAUUGACGGCAAUCGACGAACUAGAAGCAAACUGUAUUUGGAAUUCCUUAAACUUGGAACACACUGUGGAAUGGCCAUUACAUAUUGUUCUCACUCCAACAGUUAUAACGAGAUACAAUAUGAUCUUUAAAUUUCUACUAAGAGUUAGAAGAGUACAAACCGCUCUACAUAGUUGUUGGGUUGAUUCAAUGGAUACGAAAUCUUUACCUGAUCAAUUUUGUAAUAAUACUAGAUGGUGGUUACGUAAUCAUAUGAAUUUUAUUGUUAAUAAUCUUCAAUUCUAUCUUCAAGUUGACGUCAUUGAGUGGGAAUUUAGCGAAUUACUAGAAAAAAUAAAUAAAACAAUGGACUUUGAGCAUGUUAGCGUCGCUCACGACGCCUUUGUAACAUCUCUUUUAACAAAAUCAUUUCUAUUGACUAAACCGAUAUCCAACUGCAUAAGAACAAUACUCGAUUUAUGCCUAGCAUAUACAAAAUUGAUUAAGAAAAGUGGAGAAUUUGUGACCGACUCUGAUAACGAAUUUUUAAGCAGUAUAACAAAGUCAUUUGAAAGACAGACAAAAAUUUUAGUUCAAAUUCUGUCUGAUGUUAGAAAUCAUGGUUCAAGUCCUCAUAUACGUCAAUUGCUUUUACGAAUCGAUUAUAAUCGAUUUUUUUCGUCUGCCAAAUAA